Marchantia polymorpha subsp. ruderalis is the source of this 2251-nucleotide messenger RNA. Lineage: Eukaryota; Viridiplantae; Streptophyta; Marchantiopsida; Marchantiales; Marchantiaceae. The record is from the annotation of a GenBank genome assembly.
GUCUUUCAGCUGCCUUACGAUCGGCGCCGACUUUUGUACGGUGGCUCCGGUCGAUUCGAAGGACUCAUUUCAAUACGACGUAGGAACGAAGAGCGGCGGACUCCUCGUGUUGCGUUUCUUGCACCACCCUCCUUGUGCUCGCACCUAUAUCCACACUUUGGCUUUGGCCGAACCAUGUCCGCUCGUGCUGGCCAUCUUGCCAUCUUCAAAGCGUGAUACAAAAACCUGGCUCACAAUUACGUGACUGUUAUUAAUUGUUAUUGAUUGACAGCUUAAGAGAUUCCGGUGAACAAUCUUGUUCUUCCAGUAGUGUCUUCUCUCAGCAGCCCGGCUCUUCCAACAUGCCUCGAGUUUGGAACUCGUGAUGCACGGAGAUUCUGAAGAUCGAGAGCUCGCAGAUAGCCAGCCUUGUAUCCUCUUCUGAGUUGACGACUUGACACGUCUUCCAUGUACGAUGAGGUGAAAAUGUUCACGUUAUUUGCGGAUAAUCAGAUGACACCGAUCGUCUUCCAUGGGGGCGAAAACAACAAUAGCAAUUUGUGUAGAUUCAACAACGUUCUACUCACUGAUGACGAGGACAUUGCGGAAGACGAUGUCCAUUUUGAGGGCAUUGCGGUUGACUUCCCGAGAACAUGGAGAAAUUUUGACGAAGAAGUCUCGCCAGUGUUGAUCCGAGUUCCCCGUGGUGUUCAGUUCAGACGUGGAUUGCCUUCAUACGAGCUGAGUCAGAACGCGGCGACUCAGUGGGGUUUGAUGUCACCGGAGUUCAUAUUUCCUGGCAUCACGACUGCCUUCCCUGGCACAUUUGACGCAAUCGCCUCCGCCGGUGGGCUUGUCCUCAUCCCCAGUGAUCAAGAAAAUUUACAGGCGACAAGUUGCACCUCACUGGACUCGAGCUCGUGGCGGAAAUCCACUCUGAUAGUGUCGAAUCCCAGAGAAAGAUCUUAUCGAAUGUUGCCACCGAUGAUUGAUAUGUAUAAGGAGAUGACAUGUAACAGCUUCUACACGGAACCCACAAUGCCCCCGCCUCAAGUAAUGGGUAUAUUUACGGAUGCAUCUACCGGAGUCUAUCAUGUUCCGAUCUUACAUCGUUCCCCAUUGGAAUCAGACGUGGUUGCUAUGCAGGUUUACGACUCCGAUACAGAAGCUUGGAGAAUAUUUGGGCAGUGGAGGAUGUGGGAACCUGAAUGGAAAGAGAUCUUGGAGAUGACGUACGUGGAAGGGACUUUUUUUUUCCUGGUGCAUGACCAUGGGCAAGGCCGCCACGAGAUUCUUUUUCUGGAGGAUGAUGAGUGGCAAGCGAUUGGCCUUCUGCCUGAUGGUUACACACUUUCGAGUCCAACAAUAUUUGAGCUUGCAGGAUCACUUAUGCUGGGUGGAUUCCUGCCGAAGGAGCAAGUCAUGAACGAGUCGGAUUUGCUGUGUAUGAUAGGUGAAUCAACUGAAGAGUUGAGCUUCGGUUAUGUUUGGCACCAUGACUUUACCGACAUGAAAUGGAACCAUUUCUGUAAUGUACCAUUCUAUUGGAGUCAUAACCUCUACAGGAGAUCUCCCGGAAGUCCCCCAUGCACUUUGAAGAUCGUUGCAGGCGGCAAUUACGUAUGCUUUGCGAGCUCAAACGGCAAAAUUGCUCAAUUUGAUGUGUCAUACGAAGAGUGGACUUGGUUACCAGAUUUAGAGAUGAACAGCGAUGAGAAGAUUUUGAUUGUGGAUGGCAAAACGGACUCUCUCGGUUCAUAUGCAUUCUAAAAUGACCAUUCCAUUCUCUAGUUUAGAUCUCUAAUCUCAGUUUCAGAUCCAGCAAACCGUCUUAUCCAGAUCAUGGAGUUUCAUGCAUAUAUUUAAUCUGUAAGGACCUUACAAUUACUUUUGUCGAAGACCCUUUAUUUCGAACGCUCUGCUUAUAUGUACAGCGAAAAGGUAGAUAUAGAUGUUACGAGUUUUCCUUCCAUGCGCAUUAUCUAGGUCCCCAUACCACCAGCACACACUGUUGAGAGGAAAUUGCGGACCAAAAUUUUAUAUAUCACACUGAAUAUCUUCAUGACGAUAAUCAUACAGCUGCUCAACCAUCAUGUCCGAAUCAGCGGUUUUCAGUCAGACUUUGGAGGAUGAAACUGCAGCAAUAUACUCGUGAAACCUGGACUGCAUAUACAUCAAAUAUGAUUAUCGGCAUGACCUGUGCUUAAACAAUUCUAUUGCUUUACUAAAUGAUGACUCGUCUCAGUAAUCAUUAUGUAUUUUAAUGUCUUUG